Messenger RNA from Sphenostylis stenocarpa, 327 nucleotides. NCBI's taxonomy places the organism in Eukaryota, Viridiplantae, Streptophyta, Magnoliopsida, Fabales, Fabaceae. The record is from the annotation of a GenBank genome assembly.
AUGGAUGGAGUAGAAGUUAAGGAUGGAGAAGAAAUUUGGGAUGUAGGUGAAGUUAAGGAAGGAGAAGAAGAAGUUAAGGAUGGAGAAGAAGAUAGGGAAAUAGUUUGGGCUGGGGAAGAAGUGAAGGAAGGAGAAGAAGUUAGGGAAGAAGAAGAAGUUUUGGAUGGAGAAGAAGUCAAGGAUAAAGGAGAAAUUUUUGAUGGGCAAGAAGUUAAGGAGGGAAAGAUGAUUAUUAUGGAUGGAUGUAGACCCCAAAUCUUGUCCGACCUCAAAAUAAGAGCAGAAGACCUCCUAUUCGAAGAUGGACGAAGCCUAAAACGCCACUAG